UUAUUUUUACUGUUCGUGUUCAGCUCAGGCUGUCUUUUAACCAGACGCUGUUUUUACUGAAGAAACUUUAGCUUUUUUUUUUUUUUACAAUGAACAUCCCAGUUGUGGAUUUCGGCGCCUACAGGCUGAGCGAGAAGGAUGUCGCUGACGAGCAGUGGCAGAGUUUAAGCACAGAGUUGAAAUCAGCAUUUAGAGAUGUUGGUUUUGCAUUUCUGAGGAACACGGGGAUUACUCAGGAGGAGGUGGACUGUGUUAUGGACAUAUCCAAGAAAUUCUUCCUGCAGCCAGAUGAACUGAAGCAACCCUUCAGCAGGAAAAGUUUCGUGAACAACCCUAACCACGGUUGGGUGUCAUUGGAGACGGAGAGGUUGAAUCCACGUCGACCUGGGGACCUGAAGGAGUCUUUCAACACUGCCUCCCUUCAUCCUGAUAUAAAAUGGCCAUCAUCAGGCAGUUUGAAAAGUUUUCAGGAGUUCCAGACAUCCUUUUUUCUGCGCUGCAAAGAGCUGAGUCUUCGGUUGCUGAGGGUGAUGGCCCACAGUCUGGGACUCGACCCAGAAGUCUUCUUGCGUGCACACCGUUUAAUAGGAACUGACAAAAAUGGCACUACGAUGCGAUCUCUCUACUACCCACCAGUGAAUUGUGAGAAAGCAAAGGAGGGCCAGCUGCGAUGUGGAGAGCAUUCAGACUAUGGCAGCAUUACUCUGCUGUUCCAGAGCUCAGAAGGUCUGCAGGUGCGUACACGCUCAGGUGAAUUCAUCCCUGUUCCCUGUAUCCCCGGAGCCAUCCUCAUCAAUAUCGCUGACCUGAUGCAGCGCUGGACGAGCGAUCAGUUCGUCUCUGUGCUCCACAGGGUUUUGCUGCCUCCUGUUGGAGACUCCAGCACACGGCAGUCUCUGGCUUACUUUGUCCAGCCGGAUGACGAGGCUCUGAUCACCUGCUGUGAUGGCUCCAACAAAUAUCCGCCAGUUACAGCAGGCGCCUAUCUCACUGAGCGAUUCAAUGAAUCAUAUGGAAGAAGCUGAAUUUGAACCCACCAUUCUGACCAUUUGAUUAAGAAAGUUUUUUUGUUUGUUUUUUUAAAUCAUGUUCAGUGAGUUAUUGUCAGAAGUAUGAUUAUGUCACUUCAGAUUCUACAGUAAUUAUAAAACUGAAU
Messenger RNA from Haplochromis burtoni (Burton's mouthbrooder), 1156 nucleotides. RefSeq lists its product as uncharacterized. The transcript is spliced from 7 exons. NCBI's taxonomy places the organism in Eukaryota, Metazoa, Chordata, Actinopteri, Cichliformes, Cichlidae. The coding region runs from base 90 to 1025 and encodes 311 amino acids. The record is from RefSeq and is a predicted model, not a curated record. Gene Ontology annotation, molecular function: dioxygenase activity.